AAAAAACUAGGCAACGCGUCAGAACAAGACCGAAAGAUCUACUGAUGUCUUCUAGUAGAUCUAGAUCUAGAAUCUAGGUACUUUCUGCCUAGAACCAUUGAAGUCAUCCGCUAGGUAUUUCUGCUUAAAAGGUUGGUCGUCUGUAAGGUAUUUACUACCUGGAACUAUGGUCAAGGGGGGAAAAAAGCGCAAGGUAAUGCAAGACAAGAGCGCUGGAGCCACACUCAAAAUAGCGGGCUGUGUGCUUCGUAGGCGCCUUGUUAGGUUGGUUACAAGAAUCGGAUCCAGUGGCCUCCUGGGCUGGAAGAGCCAGCCCCAAGAGUCCUCGUUGACAGAAAAUACAGAAGAAAGUCAGGAGACUGAAGACACACAUCCAAACAAUGACGCCACUGACGCCAACACCAAUCAACCUGACACCAGUGACCCUAACCAAAAUGACCCCGAGGCCGAACAGCACAAGUCAAAUGAUUCGGAGGUCACGAACCCCAGUGAAAGUGACACCGAGGACAUGGAGACCGACUUGAGUGACCCUGACCCCAGUGACCCUGUCAACAGUGACCCUGGCAACAGUGACCCUGGCCCCAGUAACCUUGGCAAUGACCCUGUCAACAGUGACCCUGUCAACAGUGACCCUGUCAACAGUGACCCUGGCCCCAGUAACCUUGGCAACAGUAAGCCUGGCCCCAGUAACCUUGGCAACAUUAAGCCUAGCCCCAGUAACCUUGGCCACAGCGACCCUGGCCCCAGUAACCUUGGCAACAUUAAGCCUAGCACCAGUAACCUUGGCAACAGUAAGCCUGGCCCCAGUAACCUUGGCAACAUUAAGCCUAGCCCCAGUAACCUUGGCCACAGCGACCCUGGCCCCAGUAACCUUGGCAACAUUAAGCCUAGCCCCAGUAACCUUGGCAACAGUAAGCCUGGCCACAGUAACCUUGGCAACAUUAAGCCUGGCCCCAGUAACCUUAGCCACAGCGACCCUGGCCCCAGUAACCUUGGCAACAGUAAGCCUGGCCCCAGUAACCUUGGCAACAGUAAGCCUGGCCCCAGUAACCUUGGCAACAGUAAGCUUGGCAACAGUGACAAUGGCAACAGUAACCUUGGCAACAGUGAACCUGACCCCAGUUUUCAAGACGGAGAUGUAGACAGCAAAGAGAAUAUCCGUAUACUGAUGUCAACAUCGGCCCCGGGGAUGUCUGAAGGUGUUGAUAGCAACAUCAACAAUGUCCGGCAUGACUUCGCCAACCAGAAGACAGCAGCCAAGAGGGGGCCCAAGAAGAAGAAGAAGAAGUCGGUUAAGGGGAAGCGACUUGUGGCGCGCUCUAUUGGGAGACCUAAGUUGAAGAGGGGAUUAAGACCCCGGCAAAUGGGGAGCGUGCACACAAAAAUAAAGAAGCUGGAACUACAGUGCAGACGGCUGUCUAAAUGGAAGGACGAGAUGACCCGCAGGCUUCUAUCGUCCUUGCCGGAGGACCCGGCUCAGGUGGGGCCACAGAGGAGCGGCCCACAGGCACUGGAUGAGCCGCUGGACGCCACGCACCAGACAGCUCGGGGUGCUGAAAGUGAUGUGAAACUCACACGGCAGAGAAAAUGUACAGGGCGAAAGGCUGUAGAUUUUAUAGACUUUUACCAGGCUGGGCCAAGCCAUUCAUACUCCAAUAGGGAGCAACGGAAAAGUACGGUCAAGGUCAGGAAACAGGGAGACGCCCCAAAGAUGGCGGGGAGGUUGAAUAAGUCAUCAUCUUACACGUGCUUACGUCACGGGUCAUCAGAAAGUAUAGAGUGGCCAUCUUUGCCGGGGCGGUCUAAGGGGAGCAUUAUGGAAACAGCUAAAGAGAUUGUCAAAAGUAAAAAAAGUGGAUCUUUUACAAAAAUGGCCAGGAAACGUUAUGCGGACAUUGUUACUCGUCGGUCAAGGGAUGAAGUGACGGACAGAGGAAAACAGCAGCAGCCAUGUUUGCCAGAUAAAGCUGUAGAGACGCGAACUUGGGCGUCAGUGGCGUCAACGUCAGGGCUUGCACAGAAGAAAACGAAAGUAGAUGAUCAGCCAUGUACUAGCAGUGCCUCGCCAAAACCUAUGGAGGUCGAACCUAUGGUUAGCUCUGUCCCCGCGAGUAAAGUGAAGCAGAAAGGCAAGCAAGAUAAACACUGCCCUGAGGGAUGCAAAGGCAAGUGUAAGGCGCAGGCCGCGAAAUUCAGUUCACGAAUCGCGGACGAUAAUCUGGAUAAAAAACUGAAGCUAAAAGCCGCGAAAUAUCGAACUAAGAGAGCCCAGUCCGGAGACUCGUCUGACGAGAGUUGCCGAACGUCUGAUCACAGCCCGAACUACAGACAGAGGGGCCAGAACUGGUGCAUUGACAACAUGUCGGUGGUCUACACCAGACCAGUGGCCUCCGUCAUCUCCCUUCAUUCCCCGACUGGACACAAGCAGAGAAGAGAACUGAACAAGUGCAACAACCAACAGGAGACGUCCUGCCACGGAGAGCUGGUCACCACAGUCACGACUAGACGCUCGACCAAGGAGUUUGUACACAAGGCCAACCCGGAUGAAACAAACGUGGACUUGUGUGAUCGCCUCAGCUUGAUCUCGUUCCAAUCCUCCGUGGAGUCUGACCAGCCCAGCUGUUCCAAGUCUAGGCCGAGGCCGCGAGACAACGGGCGUCAGCGAUUAAACAAACCCAAACGGGCGUCAGCCAAUCAGAGAGAAGCUUCCAAAUCUAACACAGAAAACAGCGAGCCGAACAAACAACGGAAAAAAGUUUCGGUACGCUACCGGAAGUUACUCCGAGGAGAAAGCGGCAGACUUGACGCCAAGACCGUGACGGAGCUGAACACCCGCAGCAAGCGGAGCGAAACGCUGGAGGGGGACAAGGAGAUGACGAGGGCCAUCCAGCGGAGGCAGCGCCAGGAGAGGCAGCAGACGUCACACGACCUGCAGAGGUCACCCACCCUCGUGCAGGACACGUCCAGGCGCGUGUUGCCAGGGCGGGCGUUGGCUCCAAAAUCUGGCCAAUCACUGAAGCCCGCCAAGAAAACUGCGCCCAGCAACAAGGAACCAGUCUCGCGUGAGCGACAGCAGACGUCUAGAGAACCCCAGCAGAAGGUUGAUGCUGGCCAUGAGACGUCUAGAGAACCUCAGCAGAAGGCUGAUGCUGACCAUGGGUUUGUCAAACCACGACUUACCAAAAAGAAAGCUGCGGUGAAAGAUGUUGCUGACGAACCAGGCGAUACAGAAGUGUCGAUCAUAGAAACUGGUUGUAUGGACAUAGAUCCCAUCGAUGUGGACGAGGUGGAUUUAGACUGACCCGACGUGUGGUGGCACCAGUCACGUGACUACCAACAGCAACAACCCCAUGCGAUUAGAGACAACAGAUGGGAAGAAGCCCACCAACAGAACCAUCUACGUGUGCCUAUUGAUGGUUAUAUUAACUAGUUCAUCUGUCAUUAGUGAAUAAAGCAUCUCCAUCGG
Molecule: messenger RNA, 3466 nt
Organism: Physella acuta
Lineage: Eukaryota; Metazoa; Mollusca; Gastropoda; Physidae
Source: RefSeq, a predicted model, not a curated record